This is a messenger RNA of Triplophysa rosa, 1779 nucleotides long. RefSeq names its product signal sequence receptor, alpha (gene ssr1). The transcript has 9 exons. The coding region runs from base 122 to 1006 and encodes 294 amino acids. Lineage: Eukaryota; Metazoa; Chordata; Actinopteri; Cypriniformes; Nemacheilidae. The record is from RefSeq and is a predicted model, not a curated record. Gene Ontology annotation, cellular component: endoplasmic reticulum; endoplasmic reticulum membrane.
AUGAGGCGCAAGCGCAGUGCAGGUUUUCCUCUGAGUGGAGUCAGUCAGCGGUUGACGUGCGUUUGAGUCACAGGUUUUUCAUUAUUUCUCGUCGUUGUUUCAUUUGUGUGUGGUUGACGCGAUGAGGCUGUUGAGUAAACUGCUUCUGCUGCUCUUGUUGGCGUUUCCAGCGGCGCUUGUCAUGAAGGGUCCUGUGGUGUCCGCACAGGACGCUACUGAAGAAGAGGAGGCUGUGGAUGAAGAUGCGGCUGAUGAUGUGAUGGCUGAGGAUGAAGAUGAUGAAGCUGAGGUGGAAGAUGACGACAACACUGAGCUAACUGAAGAAAAGGAAGAAGAGGAAGAAGAAGGUCUGGUGGGGGAGAUGAAGGCUUCACCCAACGCCGACACCACCAUCCUCUUCGUCAAAGGAGAAGAUUUUCCUGCCAACAACAUCGUGAAGUUUCUGUUGGGAUUCACCAACAAAGGUCCGGAAAACUUCAUCGUGGACUCUUUGGACGCUUCGUUCCGUUACCCUCAGGACUUCCAGUUCUACAUCCAGAACUUCACGGCUCUUCAGCUGGGUACAGUGGUUCCACCUCAGCGUCAGGCCACUUUUGAAUAUUCCUUCAUCCCUGCCGAGCCCAUGGGUGGACGUCCCUUCGGUCUGGUCAUCAACCUCAACUAUAAAGACAGCAGCGGUAACGUCUUUCAGGAUGCCGUGUUCAACCAGACAGUGACUAUCACUGAGAGGGAGGACGGUCUGGACGGAGAGACAAUCUUCCUGUAUGUGUUUUUGUCUGGUCUGAGUCUGCUGGUGAUCGUCGGCUUGCAUCAGCUACUGGAGUCACGCAAGAGGAGGAGACCAGGUAAAGUUGAGAUGGGAACCUCUAACCACAAUGAUGUCGACAUGAGCUGGAUCCCACAGGAGACACUCAACCAGAUCAUGGCGAGUCGACGAGAUAAAGCAUCUCCCAGGAGAUCUCCACGCAAGAGGACUCAGAAACGCUCCGCCGGAUCAGAUGAGUGAGAGAAACGCUCAUCACUGCUGCUCAUCACGCGGCUGCUCUUGUGUUUUCAGAGGAAUAACAGAUUCUGCUCAUCACUGAACACACAGACUGAUACACACACACACACACACACACACUGCAGAUGGUUUUUUUAGGUAACACACAAGUGAAAUGUGCAGGUCAGCUAUUAAAGCAUCUGUAGUUUUGCUUUAUUUUUCAAAUGUUGUUUGUCAUGUCAUUUUGAUUCUUUACUCGUGUCUGUUGUUCUGCAUGAGCUCAUGAAUGUGUGGAGGAUUCUGGGAUUUGGUUUGAUCCGCAAUGUUUUGUUUUUUGCUUCUAAUUGAUUCUUUAGUUUUUAAACUUUUUUUCUGCUGACAUUUCAGCCGAUGAAUUGAUACUGCCUGAUUGAUCUUGAACAUGGAAAACAAUUUGCUUUCAUAAGGUGCCUGCUUACCAUUAAUAGACUUUAAAUUCUAGUACUUUCCUCACAGAUUGCUCCGCGAUUAACACGUAUGUAUUAGUGUGAUUGAGGCGUGCGUGUGUGAAAUCUGAGCUUGUGCUGUUGAGAAACUGAUGGUGUUUGUGUUUGCUACUUCACUGCACAAACACACACUUUUUCCUGAUGUGAUUUCUGGACUAUAAUGCUGAUGCUGGGUUUAUCACAGCUUCAUUUCAGGACGACAGUUUUUCGUUUUUUUGUGUUCGGAACAAAUUGAGAACAUUUUUCACCGAGCGAGUGCUGUAAGAUGUGAAGUUCAAGAUAUACUUGGACAAAUAAACAUGAAUAAAUCUG